Molecule: messenger RNA, 231 nt
Organism: Perkinsus marinus ATCC 50983
Lineage: Eukaryota; Perkinsozoa; Perkinsida; Perkinsidae
Exons: 3
Coding region: 1-231 (76 amino acids)
Source: RefSeq, a predicted model, not a curated record
AUGUUAGAAGGAUUAUUAGAGUAUCUCACCACCUUUACCUCGAAGGACUCAGUAUACGGCCAGAUAGUGAGUGGAGUACCUGAGAGUCUACGAACAGUAAUCGUAGUGUUGAUGUUCCUCCACAUCAUAGCAUUUAGUGUAUGGGGAAUGGUAUUCUUCAAGGACUGCUUCAUCAAAGCCCCCAAGCCGCCAGUACUGAGUGAGACUUUGCAGCAUAAGAAGACCAAGUAG